Messenger RNA from Rhodamnia argentea, 2005 nucleotides. Its product is annotated as laccase-4. Gene Ontology annotation, molecular function: copper ion binding; hydroquinone:oxygen oxidoreductase activity. Lineage: Eukaryota; Viridiplantae; Streptophyta; Magnoliopsida; Myrtales; Myrtaceae. Gene Ontology annotation, biological process: lignin catabolic process. The transcript has 6 exons. The coding region runs from base 51 to 1724 and encodes 557 amino acids. The record is from RefSeq and is a predicted model, not a curated record. Gene Ontology annotation, cellular component: apoplast.
UUGCUUCGAAUCAAGCAACGAUUUGGCUAAAGAAGUUUGUACUACAAGAGAUGGACUCUUGGCUGCAAAUUCUUGUUCUCGUGGCAUGCAUCAUGCCAGCCGUGGUCGUCGAGGGCAGCGUUCGGAACUACACAUUCAAUGUGAUAAUGAAGAAUACGACGAGGCUGUGUUCGAGCAAGCCUAUCAUGACCGUGAACGGGAGGUUUCCAGGACCCACUCUCUACGCUAGAGAAGACGACACCGUGCUCGUGAGGGUCGCCAACCGUGUCAAAUACAAUGUCACCAUCCACUGGCACGGCAUCCGGCAGCUGAGGACGGGGUGGGCCGACGGACCGGCGUACAUCACCCAAUGCCCAAUCCAGCCGGGCCAAAGCUAUGUGUACAACUUCACCAUCACGGGCCAACGGGGCACUCUCCUUUGGCACGCACACAUACUUUGGCUCAGGGCAACCCUGCACGGAGCCAUCGUCAUCCUGCCCAAGCAUGGCGUUCCAUACCCUUUCCCCAAACCCCACAAGGAAGUCGUGGUCGUAUUGGGCGAAUGGUGGAAGUCCGAUACCGAAGCUGUGAUCAAUGAGGCCAUCAAGUCUGGAUUGGGGCCAAACGUCUCUGAUGCUCACACAAUCAAUGGCCAUCCCGGGCCGAUUUCCAAUUGCCCUUCCCAGGGUGGAUUCACAUUGCCUGUUGAGAGUGGCAAGAGCUACAUGCUCCGAAUCAUCAAUGCUGCGCUCAAUGAGGAGCUCUUCUUCAAGAUCGCCGGGCAUCAGCUGACCGUCGUGGAGGUCGACGCCACCUACAUCAAGCCUUUCAAGACUGACACGAUCAUGAUCGCUCCGGGCCAAACCACCAACGCCCUCGUCUCCGCCAACCAGAAUUCGGGCAAGUACUUGGUCGCCGUCUCCCCUUUCAUGGACUCCCCAAUCGCCGUCGAUAACAUGACCGCGACCGCCACAUUACACUACUCCGGCACGCUCGCUGCAACCUCGACGACCCUCACCAAGACUCCCCCACAAAACGCCACCGCGGUGGCCAACAAUUUCAUUAACUCCCUCCGGAGCCUCAACUCGAAGAGGUACCCUGCCAAAGUCCCGCUCACCGUCGAUCACAGCCUCCUUUUCACGGUUGGGCUAGGAAUCAACCCUUGCCCUUCGUGCAAGGCUGGCAAUGGAAGCAGAGUCGUGGCAAGCAUGAACAACGUGACAUUCGUGAUGCCGACAACAGCCCUUCUCCAAGCGCAUUUCUUCAACAUAAGCGGGGUCUUCACGAGCGAUUUCCCUGGUAACCCGCCGACUGUUUUCAACUACACGGGGACGCCGCCAUCAAAUUUGCGAACCACAACAGGAACCAAGGUGUACCGGUUGCAAUACAACUCGACUGUCCAGCUCGUGUUGCAAGACACUGGGAUCCUCACCCUGGAGAACCACCCGAUUCAUCUCCAUGGGUUCAAUUUCUUCGCGGUCGGGAAGGGGUUAGGGAACUAUAACCCGAAAACGGAUCAGAAGAACUUCAAUCUUCUUGAUCCUGUUGAGAGGAACACAAUAGGAGUACCAUCUGGUGGAUGGGUUGCAAUCAGAUUCAGAGCAGAUAAUCCCGGCGUUUGGUUCAUGCAUUGUCAUCUGGAAAUUCACACGACCUGGGGACUCAAGAUGGCCUUUCUGGUGGACAACGGGAAAGGCCCGAACGAGUCGCUUCUACCACCUCCAAGCGAUCUUCCGAAGUGUUGAUCCGAGAGGAAUAAUUCGAUCAUCGAGCACGCAGAAGCUUGAGAUGAAGAGUAAUGUGGAGAGAAAGAAGAGCCUGACCACAAAGGACAAGGCAUAUAUAGGUGGUUUUGACCUAGUAGAAUGAAGAUCAGAAUUGUUUCUUGAGCAAAGUAGGAAGAAUAUUGCUCAAGCAUGUUGAUUUUUUGUUUUUUUUCUUUUAAGUCCAGUCCUUGUUUUGAUUUCAAUUUUAGUGUUUCGUUGAGAAAUUAUUUUAAUCAGAGGGGUGCUGCAAAAUUUUUUCU